AUGCUUGUUUCUGCAAUAUCUAUUGAGAAGCUACAAGAAAAUUGUAAAUUGCUGUCCAAAUUUGUUGAUGGCAGGACUAUCGUUCUUAUAAGCGCUGAUUUUGGUUGUGAGCUGGAGAAGAUAGCCAUCGACGCUAUGGGCGGCCGUUGUAGGUGCGUUUUGUCAGUGGCUUGUGACGUUGAGUGCCGGCAAUUAUCUCUCGGCUCUUAUGCUCUGGUCAAUGACGAUAACUGCGAGAUAUACGUUGGGAACUCAUAUUCUGCAGCCAGCUGCGCGAAGGAGUCGAUAUAUUAUAACAAUAUUGAGAAAGUUCAAGAGGAGUUGAAUUUUGGAGAUAACUCGAGUAUCGCUCGCAUGGUUCAUCAAUUGGAAGCGACACAAUGGAUAAGAGUUGAACAGCUCAAGGACACGAGGAAGAUGGCAUUAAAGUUAUGGCAGCUUAUCAUUCCCAAAAUCUCGCUGAACAUCCUUUCUAUCAUUUACGAGCAAUUUGACUACGAAAAGAUGUUGGAGAAUAAAUCGACAGAGAUAAUCUUUAGAGGCUUAGUUCAUGAACUGCUUGAGAUCUGCUCGGCACAAUGCAACUCCAAAGUCGAUGAAUUCUUAAAGAGAAAGAGUGAAAGUGACGAAGUUGAGAUAGACUUUGCUAAGAUAAUUGACCAUUGUAAGAGAAAGCGCAACGAGCUUAUUAGUACCACAGCAAAUGAGUACCCAGAAUAUCUUUUUUUGCCGUUCGAACUAUAUUGCUUCUAUCAUCGCUUCGAAUAUCCUGCUCAGAUACUACUCUAUCAACCGAUAUUACUGGCUGAGGAAUAUAGCGUUUCUUGCUCCAACUUGAAUUUUCUGUACGGUUUUUAUUCCAGGUUGUUGUCAUUGAGUGGCCUGUCAAUUAACGGUGGCAGAUUGGAGCAAGGUAUAUCACAACUAGCCCAACCAGCAGAGGAUACUGCUGGUCAUUCAGCAACCAAAGAAUGCAGAUGCAAGGGUAAGAGUAAUAUGAAGGAUGGUAAAGUGGGUUUUAAGGUAACCACUUCGAAAUCUCAUUACAGUCGCGGUAUCUUUUCCAUAUCAUCGCCAGCGGGUGCAGAUUACACGAUGCCCCCGAUCUCUGGCCAGCAAUUUGACCAGACUUCAAAUGUUGCCACUUCAAGAAGCUGCGACUGCAUUGCGUCGAACGACCACGGCGAGGCAGAGUUCAGUGGCAGUGACUGUGGCUGUGAAGGGGACUCAUGCAAUGAAGGGAGAAAACUACACUGUCACUGCAGAAAUUUCGAUCCUUUGCAAGCUUCCAGAAGGUCUGGAAUUUCUCAUUCCGCAGGUAGUAACGAACCUGAUCACGAUGGCGCAAAGGCAUACAAACAGCUCAAUCGAGCUGCCUCUCAGAGUGCAUUGGAUGACAUGAGUGCUAUUGCACUCCCACAUUUUACUAAAAAGUACUCAACAACUACUCCGACGUCCAGGUCGAAGGCCUUGAUAAAGACUAACAAGUCCAGCUUCGGACAGCCCCAUGGACCACACCCGACUUCAAGUCUAGAAAUGCAACUUCGCUCUGACAGGCGACUAGCAAGCGAGUACCAAGAUCUCUACGGACAACUGCUGCAGACCGACGAUGGUGCGGCAGAUCAGAAGGCAUACAGCGAUAGAGGCAGGCAAUUCGUUCAGCUAGAGAAACAAUUGUGGCACCUACAGAGACGCUACAACAUCAUGAAUGGCACAAUUUCCAACCCGCGGUUGGGGCCCUACAGCGAUCUCUUGAACCACAUGGAAAUCCUCUGCGGGGAGAACAAUAGUGACAUUAUCCGCUUCACCACCAGCAGAUACGGCGACUUGGAUCUAUAUACGUCAAUCGAGAAGGACAAAGAACAAAUACUCACCCUGUUCAAUAGAAACUCCGAUCUCAGCAAGAACAAGUCUAAGAACGAUCGCAGGAUCACCAGCAAAGGAACCCCGAUUGACAACCCCGUGGGGCUUCAACGGUAA
Torulaspora globosa is the source of this 1980-nucleotide messenger RNA. It is a transcript of the gene OSW2, whose product is annotated as Osw2p. The transcript has a single exon. NCBI's taxonomy places the organism in Eukaryota, Fungi, Ascomycota, Saccharomycetes, Saccharomycetales, Saccharomycetaceae. Gene Ontology annotation, cellular component: cytoplasm. Bases 1 to 1980 code for a protein of 659 amino acids. The record is from RefSeq and is a predicted model, not a curated record.